AUUAGGCUUACGGCGCGCUUAAACGCGGAAUCCCCAUCCCAGUUUGAUUCGGCUAUCUACUCCGAGACCAACUGAUUAGAUAGAUAAGUCCCUACAAAUACUAUUAACACUACCUUUCUAUAACUGUAAUAACUAUAUAGAAAGUUUGUGAAUUAUUGACCGUAAUACUAUUGUAGAACACCUAAUAGUUUGUUAAGAAAUGCAAGAAUUACUAGUACAGAACGUUCCGUAUCUAUGGUUAUUAGUAGCCGGACUAACCUUAGCCUACUCCAUAACAAAAUGGUAUACUAUUACUACUGAUAAAGCAAACCAAUCCAUACUAGUACGGAAGUUCCCAGCCAUUGGAAAUGAUUUCGAUUGGAAACAAACCAAACCUUUAAGAGUUCGACCUUUUGAGAAUCAAAAGAACUUUAAUGUUAAUAUGAAGAUCAUUAACUUAGCCAAGACACCUGAAGAUUGGUUACUUAUUGAAGACACAUACUUAGAACAAACUAGAUUAAGAAAGAAGUUUACAGAAAUGUAUCCCAACCAUACUUAUUUUAGUUAUGAUAAUGAAAUAACUAGUGCUGCUGUAAGAGAAUUUUAUGAAAUAGUUACAAAUUAUUUAUUAACUAGAUAUCCUCAAUACUUCAAAUAUAAUUGGUGGACUGGAAUGAUAACUAAUCAAAUUAAUGGUUUAACAUUUCCUAAACAUUCUAAAUCUGAUACUCCAAGUCAAUUAAUCUUACAUUUAGCUGCUAAUAUAGAAGAAGAUAUAGUAAUUCUUUUAAAGGAUAACCCCAAAGAUCCAGAAGGUGAAUAUAUUUAUCGAGCUGGAGUUAGUGGAUUUCCAGCUGGAUUUGAUCCUCUGCAUGGUUAUAAUAAACCAUUAUCAUAUAUUCAUGGUCCAGUACCUCAAUAUCCCAAUAGACUUAAAUUAUCUAUGGGUAAAUUCUUUAAUAAUUUAAAACCUAAAGAUCUUUGGGUUAGACAUAAUUGGUCAAUUCAAACUCAUACUGCUUAUUUUAGUCUUGAUUCAAAUCAUGGUCGUGAUGGUGAAAAGAUUAAACAACUUCGAUAUGAUGAAAUUGAUUUUGAUAAUUCAUGUUUCUUACGUUGUGAACGUCAAAUACUUACUAGAUUACCUAAACUGAAAGCUAACAUUAUGACAGUUCGAACUUUUUUAACUCCUAUAAAGCAAAUUAAAGCUGAAGGAUUAGGUGAAGAACUUUGUAAAGGUAUUGAUGGAUUACCAGACGAUUUAGCAUUUUAUAAAAAGAGAGGUGCUUGGGGUGAGGCUGUGAAGCAAUAUUUACGUGAGUAAACAAUCCAUAAACAUAUAUAUUUUAGUAAUAAUUGAAGUAGAAGAAUAAUAGACUUAUUUUAUUUUAGACUUAUUUUAGAAAAUGUUUUAACUUUACUCAUUUAAUUUGACAUAAUUUGCAGGGAAUAAUCCGACUUCUCCAGAAUUGGAAUGUUUACCGGACCACCAGUCAUCAUCGACAAAUUCGAUUUCAACAAUCAAAUCUCCUUCUUUGAAUUCAAUCUCGUUAUCUUCAUCUCUAUCGUAGUCAUACUCUGCAACAGCACUUGGUUUAGAAGCUACUGGUUCUGAUUUGGGAGUUGGUUCAGGC
Molecule: messenger RNA, 1613 nt
Organism: Scheffersomyces amazonensis
Lineage: Eukaryota; Fungi; Ascomycota; Pichiomycetes; Serinales; Debaryomycetaceae
Exons: 1
Coding region: 200-1303 (367 amino acids)
Source: RefSeq, a predicted model, not a curated record